ACAAAAAAAAAUGUUCCCGAUUUUUCUAUUGAAUAAUUUCAGAGAAAAACAUAAAAUUCGAAAUUAUCAUGCGUGACAUCACGAUGCGGCAUAAUAAUUAAACGCGCUUUUGCUUCUACGAACAUGAAAAAAAAAACAUAUGUGACUUUGACAGUGACAAUGACAAAAUAACCAAACAACAGUCAACACUCAAAGUAUCUAACCUAACCUAACAUGUGUUGUAGUUACGCGUUAAAUAAAUUCGUAUUUCGAUAGCUUUUACUAUUAAUUUAAUAAAAAGACGUAACGAAUAAUGGACGAGAUAAAAUGGAAACCUAUGAAACUAAACUAUUGUUUUGUUUCAACGUGUAAAAACAGUUCUACAAAGAAUCCGGAUAAACUGUUUUUCAAGGUUCCGUUUCCUAAUCGAAAAGCUUGGAGCAGAGCUGCAGGCCGCUCAGAUUUGCCAACUACAAGUAUCGAUAUUUGUGAGGAUCAUCUGGAUCUAGAACAUGACAUGGAAAAUUAUUUGAAGUGGAAACUGGUUAAGGCUCGCCCAAUAUUAAAGAGCAAAGUGCCUGCGAAGUUACUGGCUUUGAAGUUGUUUGAAGUUGAGACAGUUUUACCAUCCACAUCUUCCACGGAACCAAAUGCAACUGUGCUUGGACCUGCGAGAACAUUCCGAGAAGACCAAGCCACUCUUUGUGUACCUGACAUGAAGAAUUCAAGUGUUCAAGCUGUAGUUACAACAGUGCAUUGUGCAGUCAACACAUCUGUUAAACACAAUUUGCCAUGCUACAACAUGCUUUGCUCAUCAGAUAUAUCAACAGAGGAAGACAAUUUGCCUUCAACACAAGGAAGUACUGCUGAAAUAACAGAAAGAGAAACUGACACAGACUCUACAGCAGUUCAAUGUGGUAUUACACCCGUAAAAGUCACUAACAUGAUGGCAAUUAUUGAAAAUAAACCUUCCCAAUAUAUAGGAAUACCUAAAAAUUUUCUCUGGUUGGUGGAUUUAAUUAGUAAGGAUACAAAACUGCCAAAACUGCACAUAAUAGCAGUGUUAUAUAAAUUAAAACAUGGAGACCCAUUUUACAAAAUAUCAGAUCUCUUAAGCAUAUCGGAGACAACAUUGUGGAGAAUUUUUUCAAGAACUUUAGAUGUGAUAUCUACCAUCUGUGCACAGUUUAUUUAUUGGCCAUCAAAGAAAGACAUUAAAAAGAAUUUACCACUGUCGUUUCGAUGUAAUAAAGAGUAUUCUAAUACAGAGAGUAUAAUAGACUGUUUUGAGAUUCAGAUUGAAAAACCUAGUGACCCUAUAAAACAGGCUUCUACUUGGUCACAGUACAAAAGUUGUAAUACUGUGAAAUUUUUAAUUAGUGCAACACCAGAUGGGUUUAUAAACUUUAUAUCUAAAGGUUAUGGUGGACGUAUUUCGGACAUGAAACUUGUUGAAGAGAGUGGAUUUAUCAACAUAGUUAAACCCAAUACAACAGUUCUGGCAGAUAGAGGUUUUAAGCACUUAGAUGCUGUGCUUCAAACCAAGUCUAUUAAACUUCUACGACCGCCAUCUGUCUUUAGUAACAAAAAAAUGACUAAAGCUGAAGCCAUUGAAGCUAAAACCAUUGCUAGUCUUCGUAUCCAUAUUGAAAGAGUCAUAAGAAGAGUUCGGCUCUUCACUUUUUUAAAACCCCAUUCCACAAUAAACAACAAACUUGUUAACUGUAUAGAUGAUGCAGCUACAGUAGCUUGUGGUUUAAUCAACCUACAAUCACCCAUAAUAAAGAAUAAAUAGAUUUACAGUGCCACAAACUUAUCUGUUCCGGUGACAGCUUUUCACGCAAGAGAUGCGGGUUCGAUUCCCGGCGCUGACAUGUACCAAUGCGUUCUUUUAACUUAAG
This is a messenger RNA of Plutella xylostella (diamondback moth), 1880 nucleotides long. Lineage: Eukaryota; Metazoa; Arthropoda; Insecta; Lepidoptera; Plutellidae. The record is from RefSeq and is a predicted model, not a curated record.